Messenger RNA from Cololabis saira (Pacific saury), 1795 nucleotides. RefSeq names its product E3 ubiquitin-protein ligase TRIM39. Gene Ontology annotation, molecular function: protein binding. The coding region runs from base 171 to 1292 and encodes 373 amino acids. The record is from RefSeq and is a predicted model, not a curated record. The transcript is spliced from 6 exons. NCBI's taxonomy places the organism in Eukaryota, Metazoa, Chordata, Actinopteri, Beloniformes, Belonidae.
CCAAGGCACACGCUGGCAAGAACAACGGCACAGCGGAGAGAGGAAAAUAUUAACCCUGCCCUCCCUGCCAGCCCAACAACGGGAUCUUCACCCCCGUUCCAGGCUUUUAAAAGCUGUUGUGCGCGCUGUCACCUGAAAGAGAGGUCCAAUCGGUUCUGCAGUAAGAGAAAAUGAACGGUGACUUUGAUGGGAGAACCAUGAAAGACGAAGCACGCCUGAAACGUCAGCAGCACCUAAAGAAACAAAGAAAUGCCAUCACCUACCGGAUUAAGAAACUGGCAGCCAAGCAGGUGGAGAUAACAAAAAAGGCAGACGCACUGAAGGAGAAGAUAAAGAAGAAGUAUGAGGACAUGAAGCGGGUGCUGAACGAGGACAUGCGGAUCACACUGACCCAGCUGGACACGGAGCAGGAGGCCACGGAGAAGCUGCUGGAGCAGAAGAUAGAGGACUGCUACCACCUCACCCAGGAACUGGACCAGGAACUGGACCAGGAACUGAGCCAGGAACUGGCUGAGGUCAAAACACAGGAGGCUGACGUCAAGUUUCAGCAAAAUGCAGAAAAAGAAAAAAGGAUGUCCGAGGCAUUUAAACUGACCGACCCUGAUCUGAUUCGGACGGAUGAUUUCAAGAAUGACCAGCUGCUGAGUAUUACCAUCAAUCUGCUGCUCUUCAUCAGAGCCCAGGUCCCUGUGACCAAGAAGCUGUUCCAGAGCUGUGCUUCAGAUAUUGCCCUCGACGCCGACACCGCACACCCCAAGCUGAUCAUCUCCCCCGAAGGUGACUCCGCCACGUACACAGACACCUGGCAGGACGUCCCAGAUACCGCCUCCCGCUUUGACAACACGUUAAACGUGGUCAGCCAGCAAAGCUUUAGCGAGGGUCGCCACUACUGGGAGGUGGAUGUGAGUGAAAAGACGUACUGGGAGCUGGGGGUCACCUACCCGAGCAUCCCCCGCAAGGGCCGCGCGGAGCAGUGCUGGCUGGGCCGGGGCAAAGAGUCCUGGGGUGUAGAGUACUUUAAUGGAGACUACACCGCCUGGCACGGUGGCAUUCAGCAUGUCCUGCCUCUGCUUGCAGGAAGAAAAUUCAUCCGAAUCGGGGUGUACUGCAGCUUCCCUGGGGGUCUGAUGUGCUUUCUAGGAGCCGAUACCAUGACACCCCUGCACUGCUUCUGUGCUGGGACUUUCAGUGAGUCCCUACAUCUGGCCAUAUGUCCCGGUCAUGCAAAUGAAGGCACGAACUGGAAGUCCCUGAAGAUUUGUGACGCUACCCGUUCAGCUCCUGUUCUGUGAGGCGGGGCGUGAAGGACAGGUGUUCAGGAAUGUGUUGUGCUCGUGGGGCAUGCGCAUCAGCUGCCUGAGCUGGCAUUCCUGACUUGUGACACAACCUGAGAUGUGACUACUGUGUGUGCCAGCCUGGCCUAUAUUUACUGUGGGGAUUUUUACAGCAUCUCUAUUUUGGAUUCACAGAUCAUGUUGUUUAUUUGCAGCCACUGCACUGAGACUUCCCAUCACAGUAGACGAGCUAAACCUAACAGGACUGGGUCGUUUUUAAACUGAGCCUAUUUCUAUUUACAGUUGAAUCAGUUCUUCUGAUGGGAAAUUGGAAAGAGAUAUUGGAAUGGUUGAGAUUUAGUUAAACUGAUGUUCUGGUUGCAAAAUGUCUUUAAUAAACCCAAGCGUUGUGAAAAGGCAGAAUCCUAAUACUGGGAAUUCAUCCCCAUCUACAAAAUCUUCAAAUGUCAACCUCUGAGGAAUUUAUGUUUAAUAAAAAAUCCUUUGAUAUUAAACUUUCA